This is a messenger RNA of Andrographis paniculata, 869 nucleotides long. RefSeq lists its product as uncharacterized. The transcript is spliced from 6 exons. Gene Ontology annotation, cellular component: Cul4-RING E3 ubiquitin ligase complex. Bases 56 to 553 code for a protein of 165 amino acids. Gene Ontology annotation, biological process: positive regulation of proteasomal ubiquitin-dependent protein catabolic process. The record is from RefSeq and is a predicted model, not a curated record. Lineage: Eukaryota; Viridiplantae; Streptophyta; Magnoliopsida; Lamiales; Acanthaceae.
UCCUUUUGACUACUUUUUUAGCAAAGUAAACGCACCACCCAACCAAAUAUAUAGAAUGGAUGGUGGCUACGACACGCCGUCGCCGUCCGAUAUGGCCUUCGUUCCGGCAUGCCCCGAUGGCGAAGCUUCUAAAUUCCUUGCCAACCUGCCCUCUCGGGGCCACCUCUCAUCCACCGUCGUCUCCACUAACCAGGGAGGGAUGCGGGUUUACAUUUGUGACCAUGAUACAUCACCUCCAGAGGACCAGGUUAUAAGGACAAACCAAACGAAUAUUUUGAUAAGGUCUCUUCUGCUUAAGAAUCCAAAGGGUGAGUCCAAUUCAAAAGAUGGAAAAGGUACCGCUGCGAUUCAUGGUUCCAGAAAAAGAGCUGCUGAAAAGCCCUUGGAAAAUAAAGCUGCACUGAAGAAGACCAAUUCCAGCAAUCAGCUUAGUUCUUCUCUAGAUCUGCAGAGUUUGACAGUAGAGAAACUCCGUGCUGCACUUAGGGAGAAGGGGCUUUCAGCAAAGGGGAGAAAGGAUGAGUUAAUUGCUCGAUUGCGAGGUGCAAGAUGAUGAUGAUGAUACGAGUGUGGGAGUGAGGGGAAAGACGUAGCUUAAGCAGUGGUGAUGGUUCGCAUCAAGUGGUCGGUACGAGCAGUCCUCCAGCUCAUCAACUCAGGCAAUUAAGCAUUAAAAUGGUGGUUAGUUUGUUUGUUUGUUGUAGAUAUGUAUGUGUAGUAAGUAAUAAUACUCCAUGGUUUGGAAGCAAUGAAUUAGUUUUGAAGUAUAGUUGGGGUGUGAUAAUUGGUCUGGUCUGGUCUGGUCUGGUCUGGUGAUAAUGUUUAAGACAAUUGAAUUGAAGUGAAGUGUGUGAAUGCACGUGUUUGUC